Molecule: messenger RNA, 3156 nt
Organism: Onychostoma macrolepis
Lineage: Eukaryota; Metazoa; Chordata; Actinopteri; Cypriniformes; Cyprinidae
Product: V-type proton ATPase 116 kDa subunit a 1
Biological process (GO): proton transmembrane transport; vacuolar acidification
Cellular component (GO): vacuolar proton-transporting V-type ATPase, V0 domain; vacuolar proton-transporting V-type ATPase complex; plasma membrane
Molecular function (GO): proton-transporting ATPase activity, rotational mechanism; ATPase binding
Source: RefSeq, a predicted model, not a curated record
AUGAGUUCUUUAUUUCGUAGUGAGGAGAUGUGUCUCGUGCAGCUGUUUUUUCAAACUGAAUCGGCUCACAAUUGCAUCAGUGAACUCGGGCAUCUUGGAUUAGUUCAGUUUAAAGAUCUGAAUCCUGGUGUAACAGCAUUUCAAAGGCGAUUUGUGAAGGAAGUGAAGAAAUGUGAAGAAAUGGAGAGAAUUCUGAGGUAUCUUCAGAAGGAGAUGGUGAAAUCUAACAUUGUAACUGUCGCAACGAAGGAGAAGGAGAUGGUUCCCUGUGCCAGAGAUGUUCUGGAGCUUGAGUCCACAUUUGAGAAGUUGGAGCAGGAGCUGCGAGAAAUCAACCAUAACCAUGCCACACUCAGACAGAACCUCAUUGAGCUGAUGGACAUCGACUCUCUGCUGAGGAUGACCGAAGAUUUCUUUGAAGAGGCCGAGUUGCUGCUAACCUACUCUGAGCCUCCGUCUGAAGACUCGGUGUCUAUGACCGUCUCAUCAUACAUAACCAGCCGCAGAAACAGCAACUCCAGCACCUCUGGAGCUUUACAUCUAAGCUUUAUUGCAGGUGUAAUCAAACAAGAAAGGUUUCCUGCUUUUGAAAGGGUUCUUUGGCGCCUUUUUCAUGGAAAUUUUGUUCUUCGGCAUGCAGAGAUACAGGCCACUGAGGAACUCCAAGCGGUGAGGGGAUCUGUGAAGAAGGAUGUGUUCAUUAUAUUUGUCCAGGGAGAUCAUGUGCGAGAAAAGAUCAGAAAAGUGUGUGAAGGGUUUCGUGCCAGCUUGUACUCGUGCCCCAAAACUCUGUAUGAACGCAAGCAAAUGAGCAACAGUGUAAUGACACAAAUGGAAGAUCUUCGAAUGAUCCUGAAAAGAACUGAAGAAUAUCGUGCCGGGGUCUUGACCCGAGCAGCGGAGCACGUCCAGGAGUGGGGCAGUAAAGUGAAGAAGAUGAAGGCCAUCUACUACACCCUCAACCUCUGCAACAUAGACAUCACACAGAAGCUGAUCGUGGCAGAGAUCUGGUGUCCCGUGUCAGAUCUCGCUUUAGUUCAGAACGCCAUGAUUAAGGGAUCUGAGCAGAGUGGUUCCAGUGUGAGUCCAGUCCUGAACCGCAUCCAAACCCAGCAAACUCCACCAACCUUCAACAGAACCAACACAUUUACUGAGGGAUUCCAGGCUAUUAUUGACGCCUAUGGGGUCGGUACUUCGGAAAUCAAUCCAGCUCCAUACACUAUUGUAACCUUCCCCUUCCUGUUCGCGGUGAUGUUUGGAGAUUGUGGUCAUGGGCUGCUGAUGACGCUGUUUGCAGUCUGGGUCAUUUUACAGGCUGAAUCUUUACAAAAGAUGAAAAAAGAGCUUACAGAUAUGGUUGUCGGAGGACGUUAUAUUAUCCUGCUCAUGGGAAUGUUCUCCAUAUACACUGGUCUGAUUUACAAUGACUGCUUCUCCAAGUCCUUCAACAUCUUCGGCUCUUCCUGGCGUGUUCGGCCCAUGUUUCAGCCCCAUGGGCCUUGGCAAAAUGAAACGCUGCACGAGUAUCACCAUCUUCAGCUGAACCCAUUUGUGCCAGGAGUUUAUUCUGGACACCCGUAUGUGUUUGGAAUCGAUCCGGUUUGGAAUAUCGCAUCAAAUAAGCUGUCCUUUCUAAACUCCUUCAAGAUGAAGAUGUCGGUCAUAUUGGGUGUCUGUCAUAUGCUCUUUGGACUCACCCUGAGUUUGGUCAACUUUGUACAUUUCCGAAAAUUCCAGGACGUUUUCCUUCAGUUUGUUCCGCAGCUGAUCUUCAUGCUGUCUCUCUUCGGAUACCUGAUCUUCCUCAUCCUCUAUAAAUGGUGCAUCCCUCUACGCUCUGAAACGGCUCCCAGCAUUCUGCUGCUCUUCAUCAACAUGAUGCUGUUUGAUUACCAGUCUGAGUAUAAGCUUCUUUACGCAGGACAGAAAGCGGUUCAGAUCUUCUUGGUUGUGUCGGCUAUGCUCAUGGUUCCUGUGCUGCUUCUGGUCAAACCCCUCCUCAUCUACAGGACCCGCAUGAAAACCAGACACCAGGUGUUUGGAAACAAUCUGAAUGAUCAGCAUGAAACAGAUACACGCUCCUCCUCACAUCAUCAGAAAGAUGAGAUGACGAGUAUGGGAGACAUCUUUGUGUAUCAGGCCAUCCACACAGUCGAGUUCUGCCUGGGCUGCAUCUCCAACACGGCCUCGUACCUUCGGCUCUGGGCGCUCAGUCUGGCUCACGCAGAGCUGUCGGAGGUGCUUUGGCGUAUGGUUCUCCAGGUGGGUCUGAAGAUCUCCUCUGGUAUUGGUUCACUCAUGCUGGUCCUGCUGUUUGCUGCUUUCGCUGUUCUCACCGUGACUAUUCUUCUGGUUAUGGAAGGCCUGUCUGCAUUUCUGCAUGCUUUACGACUACAUUGGGUUGAAUUUCAGAACAAGUUUUACGAGGGAUCCGGCUACAAGUUCACACCCUUGUCCUUUGACAACCUGUUAAAAAGACAGCAGUUAUAGUUUUUAUAUGUGCUAUUCUUGUAGUUUUUACUGUAAAUAUGUGAAUGUAAAUGCAUAUUUGAAACCAGGGGUUUUCAACAGGGAUCUCACGAUUAUUGUUUAAAAUGAACUGCUGAAAAUUUGCAAGAUGUAGAUGAGUUUGUUUCUUCAUCAGAACAGAUUUGGAGAAAUUUAGCAUUAUAUGACUUGCUCACCAGUGGAUCCUCUGCAGUGAAUGGGUGCCGUCAGAAUGAGAGUCCAAACAGCUGAUAAAAACAUCACAAUAAUCCACACCGUCUUUACAUCUUCUGGCUAAAGUGUGAGUCCUCUAUGUUGGUGAGUUUUGAUGUUAGAGGACAAAGGGAUGGACUUUUUCCACAUUGAUUAUGGACUCAUAUUUUGGCCAGAAGCAACAGGAUAAUGUAAAAACACCUUAAUGAUGGAUAUGUUUCUUAAAAACAGGCAACUUUGCACUUCACAAGACAUUUAUCGUGUGGAUUAUGAAAUUGUGUGAUGUUUUUAUCAGCUGUUUCGACUCUCAUUCUGACGGCACCCAUUCACUGCAGAGGAUCCAUUGGUGAGCAAGUGAUGUAAUGCUUAAUUUCUCCAGAUCUGUUCCAACGAAGAAACAAACUCUCUACAAAAGUAACUUUAAAAAAUAGUUACAUUUACGUAGGCCUGCUUGUU